This is a messenger RNA of Epinephelus lanceolatus (giant grouper), 2475 nucleotides long. RefSeq names its product olfactory receptor C family, n1 (gene olfcn1). The record is from RefSeq and is a predicted model, not a curated record. Gene Ontology annotation, cellular component: plasma membrane. Gene Ontology annotation, molecular function: G protein-coupled receptor activity. Lineage: Eukaryota; Metazoa; Chordata; Actinopteri; Perciformes; Serranidae. Gene Ontology annotation, biological process: G protein-coupled receptor signaling pathway.
AAGUGGGGAGACAUAAUGAUAGGGGGGAUUUUCCCAGUUUUUAACAAAGAGAUUAGCGGUACCUCUACGUUUGAGAGCGAGCCACCUGGAGUGAAGUGUGCAGGAUUUGACCUGAGAGCUUUUCGAUGGACCCAAGUAAUGAUAUUUGCAAUUGAAGAAAUCAACAAAGAUCCCGCUCUCCUGCCAAACAUAUCUCUUGGCUACAGGAUCCUUAACUCAUGUGCAUCUCCUACAAACACUUUACGUGCUGCACUAACACUGGCUAGUGGACCAGAGGAGCUAGAACUGACCUCCCCUUGUCCUCCAGCUAUAUCUGCACUUAUAGCAGAGUCCGGAUCAUCUCAGUCCUUAGCUGUGGCUGGAACUCUUGGACCAUUUCAAGUGCCAAUAGUAAGUUACUUCUCAACAUGUGCCUGCCUCAGUGACAGAGCUAAAUAUCCUACAUUUUUUCGGACAAUCCCCAGCGACUACUUCCAGGCCAAAGCUUUGGCAGCAUUGGUCAAACGCUUUGGCUGGCAGUGGAUUGGGGCCAUACAGUCAGACAAUGACUAUGGGCGAAAUGGGAUUCUGGCUUUUACUGAAGAGGUUAAAAAGCUUGGGGUUUGUAUUGCAUUUGUUGGGACAAUUCUACGUACAUACACUAUGGAUAAAAUUCUGGAUGUUGUUGAAAUGAUCAAGCAGUCAACCGUCAAAGUCAUUCUUGCUUUUAUUCCAGAGGGUGACUUUUACCCUUUGAUGAAAGAGAUUGUGAAACAGAACAUUACAGGAAUUCAGUGGAUUGCCAGCGAGGCCUGGAUAACAGCAUCUCGACCCUCCACACCAGAAAUCUACCAAGCUUUUGGUGGAGCUCUAGGAUUUGUGGUGCAGAAGAUGGCUAUACCAAAUCUAAAACAAUCUCUUACAGGCAUAAGCCCUUAUGCUGAUCCAAGUGCAGCCUUUGUGAGGGAUUUUUGGGAGAUAAUGGCCGGCUGUAGACCCGUUUUACCCGGGGAACACACAGAUACAGAGGCAACCAAUGAAAUAUGCACAGGCCAUGAGACAUUAAUGAAUUCCCAGGAUGUGUUCUUCAAUGUCACACAGCUUAGAGUGUCCUAUAAUGUGUAUAAAGCAGUUUAUGCCAUUGCACAUGCCCUACAUCAGCUGGUAUUCUGCCAACCAGUUGCAGAAAAAACAGUUAGGUCAUGUUUGAAUAUAUCAGAAAUUCGGCCCAAAGAGGUUACAGAUCACCUACAAAGGGUACAUUUUAGGAAUCAGUUCGGAGAUGAUGUGUUUUUUGAUGCCAAUGGUGACCCUCCCGCUUCUUAUGACAUUAUUAACUGGCAGCUGAUAGAUGGGCAGGUGCAACAUGUCACACUGGGUCAUUUUGCUUCAGCUGCUAAUGGUAAUUAUAAGCUCAGCAUCCAGGAGGAAGAAAUUGUGUGGAGGACAGGGAAAACGGUUCCAGUGUCAGUGUGCUCUAAUGUUUGUCCAGUGGGAACCAGGAGAGCUCAAAUGAAGGGAAAACCCACCUGCUGUUUUGACUGUAUCCCAUGUGCUGAUGGAACUAUAGCCAACUCAACAGGUGCAGCAGACUGCACACCCUGUUCACAGGAAUACUGGUCCAAUGAGAGAAAAGACAAGUGCAUUCCUAAAACAAUUGAGUUCCUGAUGUAUCACGAGCCGAUGGGAAUAGCUGUCACAUUUGUAUCCCUGCUAGGGGCCUCCCUGUCGCUGGCGACGAUGAUGAUCUUUAUCUGCUACAAAGAAACUCCUGUGAUAAAAGCCAGCAACUCUGAGCUUAGCUGCUUCUUGUUAUUUUCUCUUUUUUUGUGUUUUCUCUGUCCCCUUACUUUUAUCGGCCGACCCACAGUCUGGACAUGCAUGCUGCGCCACACAGCUUUUGGUGUGACAUUUGCACUUUGUAUUUCCUGUGUGUUGGGCAAAACUAUUGUUGUUGUUACAGCUUUCAAAGCCACAUUUCCUGGCAACAAAUUUGCAGUAAAGUUUGGUCCUGCAAAGCAAAGGAUCAUAGUUUUCUCCUGCACUUUGAUUCAGGUAGUGAUAUGUGUGUUGUGGCUUAAGUUAAGCCCACCUUUCCCUGACAUGGUUUUCAGAUACAGCAAUAAGAAGAUUGUUUUGGAAUGUAACACAGGCUCUGAGGCUGCUUUCUAUGCAGUGCUGGGGUACAUAGGGAUCCUUGCAAUAAUAUGUCUGGUCCUGGCAUUUCUAGCAAGAAAGCUGCCCGAUAACUUCAAUGAAGCCAAAUUUAUCACAUUCAGCAUGCUGAUAUUUUGUGCUGUCUGGAUAACCUUUAUCCCAGCAUACGUCAGCUCUCCUGGGAAGUUCACCGUAGCUGUGGAAAUAUUUGCAAUUUUGUCUUCAGCAUUUGGCUUAUUAAUUUGCAUUUUUGAGCCUAAAUGUUACAUUUUAUUGAUCAAGCCAGAGAAAAAUACCAAGAAACAUGUCAUGGGAAAAAAACUGAACCAAAAAAUUUGA